Messenger RNA from Phodopus roborovskii (desert hamster), 2116 nucleotides. Its product is annotated as zinc finger protein 462-like. NCBI's taxonomy places the organism in Eukaryota, Metazoa, Chordata, Mammalia, Rodentia, Cricetidae. The transcript has 7 exons. The coding region runs from base 240 to 1121 and encodes 293 amino acids. Gene Ontology annotation, molecular function: chromatin insulator sequence binding. Gene Ontology annotation, biological process: regulation of transcription by RNA polymerase II. The record is from RefSeq and is a predicted model, not a curated record. Gene Ontology annotation, cellular component: chromosome.
AGGUCACUGUUCCUGUCUCUCCACAGAUUCUUCUUACUCGGAGCCCCCCGAUGUUCAGCAACAGUUGAAUCACUACCAGUCAGCCGCCCUGGCAAGAAACAACAGCCGUGUGAGCCCGGUGCCUCCUGCUGGGACUGUGGCUGGCACAGAACAGAAGGCAGAAGCUGUUCUGCACUGUGAAUUCUGUGAAUUCUCCUCUGGCUACAUCCAGAGCAUCAGGCGCCAUUACCGGGACAAGCAUGGAGGCAAGAAGCUAUUCAAGUGCAAAGACUGCUCCUUUUACACGGGCUUUAAAUCUGCUUUUACUAUGCAUGUGGAAGCUGGGCAUUCGGCGGUCCCGGAGGGAAGGCCCCAAAGAUCUCCGCUGUCCUCUCUGCCUUUAUCAUACCAAAUACAAACGAAACAUGAUCGACCACAUAGUCCUACACCGAGAAGAGCGAGUUGUCCCCAUUGAAGUGUGCCGUUCCAAACUGUCAAAAUACUUGCAGGGAGUAGUUUUCCGCUGUGAUAAGUGUACCUUCACCUGCUCCAGUGACGAGAGCCUCCAGCAACACAUAGAAAAGCACAAUGAACUGAAACCUUACAAAUGCCAGCUCUGCUACUAUGAGACCAAGCACACGGAGGAACUGGACACUCACCUUCGGGAUGAGCAUAAGGUCAGCCGUAACUUUGAGCUGGUUGGACGGGUUAACUUGGAUCAGCUGGAACAGAUGAAGGAAAAGAUGGAGAGUUCCAGCAGCGAUGAUGAGGACAAGGACGAUGAAAUGAGCAGCAAGGCUGAAGACAGAGAGCUGAUGAGAUUUUCUGACCGAGGGACUGGUGUGAACCCUGAGAAGCGAUUUCCGUGUGAAUUCUGUGGACGGGCAUUCUCUCAGGGCUCUGAGUGGGAAAGACAUGUGUUGAGACAUGGCAUGGCAUUGCAUGAUACCAACCAAGUGAGCAGAGACGAAGUCCAUACGAAAGAGAUGGUAGAGGAUAGUAUGCAGCUGCCCUCCAUAGAGGCAAAAGAAGACGAUGAGCCAAUCGGGAUAGACUUUUCCCUAAAGAGUGAAGCCGUAGCCAUCUGUGUAGUAGCUGCCGACAAAUCUCUCCUGGAGACUGCAGAGGCCAAAAACGAAUAAGAGUGUGGUGAAAUUCUUAUCAAAUCUUACUUGAACCGUGAUGAAAAUGUGGGAGGGCCGGCGUGGGCUGAGAAGGGAGGGGGCAGAGAAGACAGAACAAAAGCUGCUUUUAGGACUGAACAAUCUAUUUUCAGGGCACUGGUACCUGUGUGAGUGAGGAUGUAAAUUAAAGUUAUUUAAAUGGUUGGAAUAUGUGGCUCCGUUCCCGUCACGCCAUCCUUCCUUCCGGAUCUUCACCACGCAAGUUUUCAUCUGCUGCAGUUUGGGAAGUACGUUCCUCGAACACAGCGGGCGCUCACCGUGACCCUCGGACAGUGUGUGGCAACCGAAGCUCGGGGACAGUAGAAGACUUCUCCUAGGGGAACAACUUUUUGGGCGCACAACUUUCAGUGCGUUUUUAUAGUUUUAAUACCUUAAGCUUUUUCAAGACCUAACUGCAGCCGCUUUGGGAGAAAAAAAAAAUAACAGAACAGAAAACAAACAAACAAAAAAACUGCUUUGCAUAAAACAGUCACCUGUUUCCUAGUACCUCAGACUUAACCAAGGGAAAUCUCUGCAUUUGUCUUUACUACCUGUCACCCUUGUGGUUAAAUGUGGAGAGAGCUGCUGGACAGGAUGGUGAAUGGAGAAAAAGAGUUUUAAAGAAAGGAACACAAAUUGUGCUUAAAAUCCCCACGUGGGUUUUAUUUCUUAAAAUACUGUGAUUUUUUUAAUUAUUUUAGUAAAAAACAAAACAAAAAAAAAAAAACAGACUUUAAUUACUAGAUAACUGUGUGUGAAUUGUCACCCUGUAUUCCAGAGCUUGAGAGAAGAAAAUAAAUAGCAAAAUGAUAACCUAUUGACUCCAAUAAUCAGUGUUUCCUGAAACUUCAUGAAAGACAGAGGGAUCCUGACACAAAUAAAAAUAAAAACCACAAGUAGGCUAUUCAAGUUGUUUGCAACAUACAUUUUGUAAUGAAAUGUGAGAAAUUAAUAAAGAAUUUUUUUCACAUGUG